Molecule: messenger RNA, 3999 nt
Organism: Anopheles coluzzii
Lineage: Eukaryota; Metazoa; Arthropoda; Insecta; Diptera; Culicidae
Product: carbohydrate sulfotransferase 11
Exons: 6
Coding region: 853-2055 (400 amino acids)
Biological process (GO): carbohydrate biosynthetic process
Cellular component (GO): membrane
Molecular function (GO): sulfotransferase activity
Source: RefSeq, a predicted model, not a curated record
CUGCUGCUGCUGCAGCUAGCACCAGGGUGUGAGCACCGCAAUUGCGUACAGUGUGUGUUUGUGUUUGUGAUGCUGCUGGCCAAUUUGCGCGAUUCCGGAAGUGUGCAAGUGUAGGAUAGCGGAGCAAGAGAGAGAGAGAGAGAGAGAGAGAGAGAGAGAGAACCGGGCGGUCGUACACGCGGUCGGGCUUUUCCGCGGCUGCGUGCCGCAUCGACAGCGGCACUUUUCGGUGUGUACACACGGCACCGCGAGAGCACUCGACGGGGAAGCGGUGGUCGCUUUUGUCACAGUAGCAUCAGCAGCGGCGGCGUCGUCACCGACGACUUCUCUAGCUAUUCCCAAACCCGACAGAAUAGGCAAGACGCGUCCCGCGGCGACGUUAGCGACUGCUGCUGCGUCUGUUUGUGCUGCGCGUUAGUGUUUUUGUUCUAUUUUUGUAAGUGAAUCGCUGCUUCCCGUGUCCCCUUGCGAUUUUAACAUCACCACCUCCACCACCACCGGCGUUUGACAGAGGAGGAUCGUGCAUCUGCAACAAAAAGGGAUCACCGCUAAUCACAGCGCAAUCAAUCAACGUCGGACGGACAAUCCACUUCAAGUUUGCAGACACACACACACAGUACGGUCGCCACACCAAUUAUGCGCCAGCGGGACCAGUCCGACGAUAUCAGCGCCAUGUGCCGAGCGUCCUGAAGCGUUGGAGACUACUUCCCCGGUCUGCUGCGGUUCUUUAGCCACAGUUCCUGCCCAUCCCGUCCUUCUUCCCAGUAUUCGACUCUUUCUCUAUCCUUCUCUCUCUGUGUACGUCUAAUCGGAUCGAAGGACGAUCGAUGGACGAAAGCGUGGCGCGACUACAUGAAAGGACACACCAGGACCAAAUGGCGCAUCAUUAAGCGCCUCUUUCUAUUCUUUACCACCCUCUCAGUUAUUCCACUCACCGUACUCUACCUAAUCACCUCCGAUCAGCUCUACCGUUUUCGCCAGUACACGUACGGAGCAAUCGCUGGCAAUGGAUCGACACGCCAGCAGCUGCUCCCGUUCCGUGUGCCGCUCCAUCCGCCCGACGGUAUCGUGCACCAUCUACGGCUUGCGCAGCACCGGCUACGGCCGCAGCAGCACGCACAGCACGAACGGCAGGCCGGGCCGGAUCACUACUCGGCGCGGGCCGCGCUUAAGAACAACGCUACGCUCAACAGCCAGUACCGGCUGGACAUGGAGUACAUGAAGCGCCGGAUGGAGCACAGGGUCGAGCGGUUGCAGAAAAAGUGCGCCGAGCACCGGCUGAACGAGCCCAAGCACAACUAUAAACCGAAGGCGUGGGAAUAUCUGAUCCAGCCCGAGUACCAUCUCGUCUGGUGCAACGUGUUCAAGGCGGCCUCCACCUCCUGGAUGUACAACUUCAACCUGAUGGCGGGCUACACGCCCCAGUUUCUGCGCAAAACGAAGGACGUCCCGUUGCAGCUGGCCCGCCAAAAGUACCCCCGGCCGUCGGUGGAAAAGCUAAAGCAAGCCAUCAACGAAUCGAUAUCGUUCAUUAUCGUGCGGCAUCCGUUCGAGCGGCUGGUGAGUGCGUACAAGGACAAGAUACAGUACGCACUGCCGAACUCGCACCACCACAAGCUGGGCAACCGGAUCAUACAGAAGUACCGGAAAACGGUCAACGGGAAGCCGACGACACUGCUCAAACAUCCGACCUUUUCCGAGUUUGUCAAUUACCUGCUGGACGAGAUCAAGCAUCCGCACUACGAGAUCGACAUGCACUGGGUGCCGGUGACGCACUUCUGCACGCCCUGCUUCUUCCAUUACGAUGUGAUAGCGAAGUUCGAGACGCUCGAGGAGGACCAGAACUAUCUGGUCGCGAUCGGCCACCUGGACAGUGUGAUUAAGCCGCAGUGGAAGAACGCCGGCAAGGGGGCGCACACGAACGACGUGCUCGCCCGGUUCUUCUCGGAGCUGGACAACGCCCAGAUCCGGGGACUGUACGACUACUAUCGGUUCGAUUUCGAACUGUUCGGCUACAGUGCCAAGGGCUACUUUAAGGACUUAAUUACGAACUAGUUUAGGUGAGCAAAUUCUGGCCCAAUUCUGUAUCUUGUUGACCCCUUUUGUCGUUCCGUUGUAGUGAAACCAAAUUGGAAAAAUUGAUUAAUUGAUGAUAGAACGCUCUGAGAGGGGGGAGGGGGGGGGGAUAAAUCCCUCCAGCUCGCAACGAUCGCUUUCUACCUUUUCUCCCCCUAUUCUAGACGUGCCGAGCAGCAAAAUUAGGGCAAUUUAAAUAGUGAGAUAUCAUGGAUUAUGUCAAAUUACUAGCGCGAUAGCAAACUUCUACACACUAAUUCCAUGUGAAGGGUGGGGACACAGAUCAGGGUAAAGAAUGGAAGGGACGACGAGCGCGGGAACGUUUGGACGGCCUAGUGAAACAAAAAAGCAGAACAGAAAAGACACACCGAAAGGAGAGAGCGAGACACAAACACAGAGAGAAAGACACUAAUUAAAAGACAACAAUUGCGCGGAACAGCUUAGGAUUAGAGUAGCGGGCAUUAAUAUUAUACAUUCAGCAAGGAAAGGAAAGCAUAAUAAUAACAAAGGAAAACGGAAACGGUCCUCCCAGCGCCAGCCGGAGAGUGCCGGAGAAAGGGGCCGCAGAAUAUUUUCUACAUAUUUGAGAGCAAAGCAAAACCAAGAAAACAAGAAAAGGAUAAUCAAAACCCAACUAGCUAAACCCCAUUACUAGCUAUUUACUAUAGGAGAUACGUCCAUUAGCGAUUAAGGCGAGGAAAAAAUGGGUGAGGGGGAGGAACACAUACAUAUGAUUGCAUGUUUCGGUGUAGAUUAUUUCUCGAACCAGUUUUACGCGCAAUUACGGUUUUUUGUUCGAUACGAUUUCGGCAUAUUGAUUACAAAGGAAGCAUGAAUUUCAAAAUUAAGCUUAACGUAAAAUUAUUGAAAAAUUAAUAAUAAUAGCAGAACGCUCCCAACCCCGAUCCAUUUAGAGGCAAAACGAUCCUGCUUUUGCGGCAAACCACACGAGAGGCUUACCAAACGAGGUACCAAAACCGUGAUUGAUACAGUAGUUUUUAAGGCGUAGAUAGCGUGUUUUCUUCAUCGUGCAGAUUAGGUUGUGUGUGUGUGUGUGAGGAAGAUUCGAUCCUACUUUUCGUUUUGUUUCGUUUUGUGUGUUGUGCAGCAAAUGUUAAGCCCCAUGGGAAGCAGAAACUUUGGCUUCCAAUGUGCGUAUUUGGAACAGGCUAGUCAAGGAUAGAAAUAGAAGGAACUCCCUCUCCCAGGGAUGUGCGUUAGCGACAUUGUUUUUAAUGGUUAUUGUCUGGUUUGCUUCAAGCACUUUAGCAGCUGUAGAGCGUUAGCGGAAGUUUCUUUCCACAAAUACAGACACACACAUACACACAUACACAAAUGUAUUCCAACGUAAGUUUCAACACCAAAGAUAUCAAUUCCAAAACCGACCCAGUUGGUGGAGAGAUUGUACAAAGAAACGAAACGGGAUGUGUAUCAUGAUAUCAGACCGGGUGAGCAGAAGAGAGGGGAAAAAGAAGGAUACACCACACAAAUCAGAUUCGGUCGGUUUAUCGGUAUUAGAGAUAGAUUGCUAAUCACUUAGUGCAAGAAAGCAAACCCCCCGCAAUCACACGCUUUCCAAAUUGUAGUGGGAAGGUAGAAUAGAAAAAAUCAGUUUUCCAAAAUUUCGUAGCAAAAAAAAAACCACUGAGACCAAAAUUUGUGCUCGAAAAGAUUUCACCGUUAUUUGGAUGUGUAAGUUCAAAUUCGGCCCAUUGAAAAUAAAAUAUCGGAAUCAGAAUUCGGGAGCUUGUGCCGGGGGAGCAAACGACAGAACGUAGUGUAGUUUUGAUUCCGUUUUUUUCCAAAUCCGUUCCUUGUCCCCUUGAAAAAAAGGACGAACAGAGGAAGAUUUAAGCUCUAAACACUUAUGCAAUAGCAGUACGAAAACGAAAAUGGCAAUAAAUAAAAUUCUAGUAAACUUCA